Aspergillus luchuensis is the source of this 2049-nucleotide messenger RNA. Its product is annotated as Zn(II)2Cys6 transcription factor. Gene Ontology annotation, cellular component: nucleus. Bases 1 to 2049 code for a protein of 682 amino acids. The record is from RefSeq and is a predicted model, not a curated record. Gene Ontology annotation, molecular function: DNA-binding transcription factor activity, RNA polymerase II-specific; sequence-specific DNA binding; zinc ion binding. Gene Ontology annotation, biological process: positive regulation of transcription by RNA polymerase II; DNA-templated transcription. NCBI's taxonomy places the organism in Eukaryota, Fungi, Ascomycota, Eurotiomycetes, Eurotiales, Aspergillaceae. The transcript is spliced from 7 exons.
AUGGGCAGGGUCACAGAAAAGAAAAGAGUGGUCAAUGCUUGCUCGCGAUGUCGGCAGCACAAAAUCAAGUGUUCCGGCAUCUGUCCCUGCAACAAUUGUCUCCAGCGUAAGGUUAACUGCAAAUUUGAAGGGGAGGAAGCAAAAGUAUACAUUACAAAGAAACAUCUCUCCGAGCUAAAACAAAGGAACCUAGAGCUUGAGGAGAGAAAUGGCGCUUUGCAACAACAGCUGUCCGCCUAUGCGAAACUGACGCCGAACAUGUUGGAAAACUUGAGUCCACCGACUGAAACGGAAUCACCACUGGGUAUGGUGGAUGAGCCCAGAGAUUCAAUUCAAGGGGACGAAGCCGCAUUAAUUAAUACUCUGGCGUGUGGACCACCCAAAUAUAUUACGGAUGGUGCUGGACGGCCGCAUUUCCUCGGUCAUACAUCAAAUUGGUCUCUUACCAUACGCCUCCUGCAUCUAACACAUCAAGCUUUGUAUAAGUGUCCUUAUCCUACUGCUGCUCAUCAUAUUGAUUCAAUGACCUACAUCCUCAAAUGGGAUGGCUUGCGCAGUCCAGUGGUUCCUGAUAUCCGACGCUUGCCGACCCUGGAUCAAGCCGUGUUUUUAAUAAAUACGACGAAGUUCCAUACUGGGCAGGUCUUUCACUUGUUUGACGAAGAGUCAUUCAUGAUUCAGCUACAACAAUUCUAUGAAGAACCCAAGCAGGAUAUCCAUACUGAGUCCUUAUGGUUUAUCCACUUCCUUGUGCUCAUAGCCCUUGGUAAAGCAUUCGUUGGGGCCCGAGCUAAUGGGGUAAAUCCUCCCGGUGCGGAAUACUUUACAACUGCUUUUAUGAUGCUCCCAGAUUAUAGCUUUUUCUGGAAAGAUCCAUGCACUUCGGCAGAGCUUCUUUGCUCAAUGGCCUUAUACAUGCAGUCAAUCGAUUGGAGAACCUCGGCACAUAACUUGAUCGGCCAGGCACUACGGAUGUUGCAAGUGCAUGGCUUUCACACGAAUAUUUCGAGUAUCUCCAGUAACAAAGACCUUUUGCGAUACCAGAAUGUCUGGUGGACAGUAUACGUUCUCGAACGUCAAUUGUCAGUUCUGAUGGGCGUCCCUUGCGGCUUCAGUGACAAUAAUAUCAGUGCCUUCUUGCCCCAAUACCAAGGAUCAGAGACCAAGACUGCGACUGUAGCCAUUCAUGUCAAACUUUCACAGGCGCUGAGCAACGUAGUGAACGCUAUAUAUCGAGAAAAUGGCGAUCUGAACUCGACUCUGGUGAAAGCAACACAAGAUGUUUUGCAGCAAGUGGCGGACGUGGCAUCUGACCUUCGUGAGAAAUUCCCACUUCCUAAUCAAGAGUCCCGCAGUGGCAUAUCGAGAGUAUCGGGGUAUUUACACCUUCUUUAUCAUCAAUGUAUAAUGCUUGCAAUCCGCCCUUUCUUGUUUGGACUAGUCGAGACAAGUGUCAGUUCAGGGAUCCUCAAUGUUGCGGUGCCCACACCCAUCCAAAUUCUCCUCCAGAUUUGCCUCGAAUCGGCGAAAAAUACAGUGUGUAUACUAAAUGCACUGUGCGAUCAGACUUUGCUAGAGUGCUUUUUACCGUUUGACUUAGAAAGCGCAGUGUCUGCCGGACUCGUUGUGACGAUGGCCACAUUAGUCUGCCCAAACCUUAUCGAGAGCCCUUCAUCAGUUUUCAAGGCACUGUCAGCUCUCCUAGACCACAUAGAAAACGAAGGAAACUUGAUAGCAGCCAGUAACAAGAGGGAGCUCGCCGACAUACACAGUCUUUGCCUUAAAUUGAAAUCAGCACCGUCUAUGGCAUUAUCUUCGCAAAUCGCUGCACAACUCGAGGAGGGUUUGAAUCUCCACAGUGGAGCCUCUGAGAUACAGCCGGGUGAGGAUGUGACAUUAGGGGAAGCGUUGCCCUCACAUUGGGCAGAGGACAUGACGCCUUCUCAGUUACUCGAGGUGGUGGAUUUAUUGAACGAAGAUAAUAUUCUGGACUGGGUAGACUUCCCGACCAAUGCCGUGGAUAACGAACUGAGCAGCCACAUAAAAUGA